UUCAUUAUUAAACUAAGGCAAAAUAAAUACAUACAAAUAAAAGUAUAAAAUAUAUAUAUGUAUGAUUUGAUCUAAAUUAAUCUAUCAUUUACUGUAUUACAAUUUUUUUACGUUUGUAUUUAAAUUUUUACAGCUAAGAAAUGUUUUUAAAGCUGGAGUACAAGGUUUUUAUUCUAGAUAGAAAUUUAUUUCGCCCUUGAGCGUAGGUUAGAUAGAGCUGUCCACGAAGGAGAAACGAUAGCCGAUCAGCCACUGAAAGAUUGGAUUGGAAAGAAGAAUCUCCAUUCCUCGUACGACUGGUUGAAUUCUAAUGAGAAUCCCAAAGUGACUAACGGUGGAAAUACAUCGCUUCGUGAUUACGAGCUUGCUCGUGAAAGUCUCGUUAAUUCUGGUAGUAUAGAAAUAAUUAAGAUCUUCGGAAUAUUGAUUUUUUAAAUAACAUGUUAAAAAAUUUCUCAGACUUAAGCAAAGACGAAAAAUUAGAUACCGAUACUAACACGCGAGAUCAAUUAGAAGUUGUAUCAUUGCACGAUCCAACGUAUGAGAAUAAUUUCCAGAGAUCUCCGGUUGCAAUCAGAAACGGCAAAACCCGAAGUGCAUCGCCAUCGCUGGAAUCUUUGAAGGAAACUGUGCUAGGAUUAAAAAAUAGUUUGAUGUUGGGCUAUAAGAGAAAAAAUACAAUAUCGAGAGGUAAUAUUUGCUGGUAAUAUUAUCACAAUUACCGUCAUUGCAUAUAAUCAAUUUUUUAGGCGACUCUAACUGGUGGAUUGAGCCAAGAUCUACAAUUGAAAUAUACGAUCUUGGGGGAGAUCUCGAUGGCUAUGUGGGUGAACCGAUACAAAGGCUAAAGAGUGCAAAAAAUGAUAUAGAUAAUGAAGAUGAAAGCGAUUCAAAAACUUUUCAGAGAGUAAGAUUCAGAGAAUCAGAUUUUGGGGAACAAAAUUCAAAAGAAUCACACAAUCGCAGUAAACGUAGUAGAAGGAGUUUUGUCACAGAUUUAAAUUGUACAAGGUGUCAAAUACAUUUUCCUGAAAAUAAUAGCUAUCAAAAAACCCAAAAGAUUGAAGACGUUCUCGAAAAUGUAACUACGAUACGAAAUACCGAAGAAGUCGUCACGAAAUUGUAUUCUAAUUAUUUCAGCGGCAACGGAAACACGGUGAACGCUUCAAACAAAAUAAACAUUUCCGAUUUUCCGCAGAAUCUUUUAGACAAGAAACUUUUCUUAAAUAAUUAUUUUGGUAAUUUAACGACUAUCUCAACGACAGGUAACCAGACGAAUAUUUCUGGAUCGCAAUAUUCUUCGAAUACAGAGCUGUAUUUGAAGGAUUACUUCAUCGACGAUAAAUCAUUAUUUGUCAUAAAAACGGAUCUUCGAUCGCAUUCACCAGAACGCGAUUAUCAAAAUGAAGUUCCGAAGAACUCGAGAGAAAUUAGUCAACUGAGGUUUACAACUGAGAUGAUAUUAAAAGAUAUCAAUCAUACAGAGAGAGAGAAAAAUCGUACUAACAUGUCCGAUUUCGGAAAGAACGUAUUCAUCAAUUCGAUGCGUUUUUCGAUAGAUGCUGGUGUCGAUGAUUCGGAGAAGUCUCUGAAAAGUCGAAACGGCGAAGAGAAAUUAGGAGUCGCGACGCUAAAAGUAUCGCGACUCAGCAUGAAUGACGGACAAUCGAUGGGUGCGGAAAAAGAGUUUCCCCGGGGAAAUAUGUCGCAUGGCUUCGGUAUCGCGACAAAUGAAUCGCGCAGCUACGUUGUCGAUGCAACCGUAGCCGCGAGUGGAAGAGGAAUCGAAGCAGAUGAAAUGCGAAAGCAAAACUGCGAGCCGAUACCCGGUGUGAUCAAGGUCCUUGAGCCUCGAGGGCGUCCGUAUCAAAAGCAGAAGGCAGAGACGACGGCGAGAUUGUCUCUGGGAAUGGGAAAAGACGAAAUGUCCGUGGAAAAGAUGAAGACGAACGAAGUCGGCGAGUCAAGCAAUACAAAUGCAAGGGAGGACUCUUCGACUUUGCCGAUUGAUUCUGUCACCGAUGCGACAAUGAAACCGGAAGCCGCAUAUAUAAACACGUCUGAGACUGAUGAAUCGAUAAUGCUGAAGGAUCUCACUUCGGUGACUGUAGACAACGAUUUACAAAAGCAGCAACAGAUGGUUUCGCAUCUAAGUGAGGGGAACAGGAACACAAAUAAAUCGAAUGGAAAUUUGGACACCGAUAAAAUCGAUAUUCGUGUUCUCAGGUCAAACAGAAAUGAAACUAUGAAUGUAAAGGAAGGUAUUCAAACUGUAACGGAGGAUCACGAGUAUCAUAAAUCCAGUAAUAAUGUGCAGAGAAAAUUAUUAUGGAUUUCCGAGCCGACGAAUUCAGCCGACGGCGAUUUAUCGAUAAAAAACACGAAACCAGUUUUUAACAUCAUGACUGAAAGUCAUAUUGAAAAUGUCAUGAAUGAGAAUCAACAGCAAAACAAAACAACCGAUUCUGCAAACUUAAAAAACGUAUCGAGUACUAGAAUCAAACGUGAAGGUAAAGCUGAAGAAAAUCGUAUAUUGCAAGAUGUUUUAAAUUCUCAGAUUUCCGACAUAGAUCAUUACCCUCGUUACAAACGAUCUGUAUAUCCUUAUGAAAAUCUCGAAUCCAAUAAUGAAGCAGAGAAUAUGGCAGUCGAAAAAGAAGCGCCGAUAAAUUAUGAUGAGAAACAAGAAGGUAAUGAAGAAUAUCUAAUUCAGAAUGUCGAAGAUGGAGAUCUUGAUGGGAUCUAUGACAGAGAAGAUGAUGUAUUAGAAGAUGAUAAAGCAAUUGGAAGCAAGAGAGAAGGACAAUCCUCAUUUAGACAACAAGUCGAUCCUGUAAGAGCUAAAGUUGACAUGUUGAUUAAACAAAAGCUUGACAAAAAACACAAAGACAAUAGCAUUUACAGGAGAAAGAGACACAGUAUGUUGAACAUGAUAGAGUAUUACGAUUAUAAUGAUGACGAAGAGCAAAAACGCGAUGUACCAAUAAACGAGCAGGAGAUUCAAAACAAAGACAACAAACUUUCGAUCAGCACAAAGAUAAAGCGCGAUGGCAAACCGUCAUAUAAGACAGGUGGAUUAGGAAAGAAGAAGAACGAAAAUGCCGAGGCGAUGAUGAAAGAAAAAUUUAGAAAAACACAAGCAAAAAACAAGGAGCCAAAAGAAGAAAUCAUCGUCAAUCUUGGCGAACGUAAGAGUAAGACGAGCAAUCGAAACAAUAAGAAGCCACUUAACUCGUUAGGAUCUAGCUUCGAAAAUAUAUUCAACGAGGAAAAACAAUUAUCAACUAAGGAAAACUCGGAAAAGAUCCGCCAAAGCAAAGAUUUUGCGAAUGUUCAUAAUGAAGAAUUAGCUGCCAUAAAAUCGAAAUGGUAAAUCGGAUUAUUUUGAAAGUUAAUAAUAGUCAUAUCAUAUAAUUAUGAAUAGAUGCUAAUAUAACUAACACAGAUAUAUUUUAAGAUAUCUUUUAUUUUAAACAUAUAAAUUCGAUGCUAAUAUAACUAACACAGAUAUAUUUUAAGAUAUCUUCUAUUUUAAACAUAAAUUUACCUGAAUGCACAUAAGUGCAUGCAAUUUGAUGCUAUUAAUGUAUAAUCAAAAAACAGAUGUCUGACAGGUUAAACCAACCAUUUGAAGACAAAAUAGCAUCAUCGAAGAAGAAUUCAGAGUCACAAUCAGAAGACAGCUAUAUGAAAAAUCCAAAUGAACCUUUGAAAUAUAUAUCCAAUAUUGAAGAUGUAAAUCCCGAUGUAAAAACUAUUUUGUUGGAUAUUCUACCUAUCGAUAUUAUAGACCAGAGUAAGCAGUUUGGAUCAGAAGAUUUUUAUGAAGAUAUUGGAGACGACCAGUACACAAAUACUUUAAGUUAUUAUUUUACAUGCUACCCAAAACUUUGCGAACAACAGUAUUUGCAAAUACCUUAUAGUUAUUAACUAUUAUUCUAAGUGUUCUCUCUUUUAACUAGUCUUUGCCACGUAUCGGUUUUUAAAAUUAAAUUUUUUUUCUGUGUACCUUAAUAUUGUUUUUCGUCUUUGGCAAUUUUAUCGUGCGUUGAAAUAGUGUGUGCAUUAAAUUCUAUUAAAAAGUUACAUUGAGGAAAAAGUGUUUGAUAUUUGUGUAAUUGCAUAAAAUAAUUAUGGUUAAAGCUCAAUUUUUAUAAUUUUUUAUAAUUAUUACUGCUAAAAUAAUAAUCUUGAGUUAUUACUCACAGUUCCACUAUGAUAAAAUUUUUACUAUAAAUUAUGAUAAUUUAUAGUAAAAUAUCAACAUACACAAAAACAAAAGAAAUAUAUCAAGAAUGCUAAAAAUAAAAUAAACGUUUCUUUACAAAUAAAAACAAGAUUGCCUAUAUUCGAUUUGCAGCGGAUCUUUGUGCUGAAUAAUAAUUUUUCUGUAAAUUUAAUAUCUCUAACUAAUAUAAAUUGCACUUUGUCAAUCUUGAAGCAAAAUUAUUGACUAGAUAUCGAUAUUCAGAACUGUAAAAUUUUCUCUUUUUUCGGAAAAAAAAAACUGUAAAUGUAUUGCGGAAAAUAAUACUUCAGCCAAAAUUUAAACCGGGAUAUUAUUUCUAUAUAAUAAAUGCAAUCACAAUUAAAAUAUAAUUACUAAUUUUAUAUUUCGUUUACUAUUUAAGUAGUAAUAAUAAUUAACAGCAUUAAUAUGAAUCAUUUAAACAACUACAAACAUAUAGUUGACAUCAAAAAUUAUAAAUUAUAAUUAAAUUAUAAUAAUUUCAACCCAUUCUUUUCUCUCAGUGCCUAGAAGCAAUGUUUUCGACAAGCAAGUAAAAAAUUUGCUUUUUUUUACUUUAAAGAUAAACACCACCUUGCAGGUAGUUUCAGAAAUGAUCGAAUAUCAAUUAAAGAUGACUAUUGUUUUGAUCAUCCUUCGAUCAUCAUAAUGGGAAGCCAUUUAAAGAAUGCUUUUCUAUAGCAUUUGUUACAAAGUUUGUAACAAAAUUUAAGAUACACACGUUUUUAUUUAUUCAACGCAUAAUAAAAUUAAGACAUCAAACACAACAUAAAAAAGUCUAUAGAAAAACUUUUUUCGCGAACUUUUAGGUAACACUUUUAGAUAAAUUAUAACUGUUACAAUGUACGUUCGCAAAUUUUAAAAAUAUAUAUUCUAUAUGUUAUAAUAUAAUAUAAGGAAUAUAUUACAGCGUAUAGAAUAUUCAAAAUUUAACAAAGAGCAUUAUUUGCACUUUUCGGCCAAUUUUUAGCUUAUUUCCGCAUAGCCCUUAUUUCGUUCCGCGUGCCAUCCAAGUGCCGUUCAAUACUCAUCACUUAAUUAUCCUCUCUGUAGAUUUCCAACUGGUUUUCAUGUCAUUCAUAAAAUUUACUGUAUAAUAAGUAUAUCAUAUAGGCGAUAACAAAAGAAAAAUACUUAUUAGGAUUCAAACUUAGGUCUUUCAUUUAUGAAGUCACUCUGUCAAUGAGUCACAAUUAUUCCUUUUUAUUAAUACUUUUAUAUUUCGCUUACAAAUAUUAUGAAUAUAAUAUUGUCUAUAAUACUAACAUGCGUCUCUUCUGCGUUGUAUUUGGAUUGUAUGCGAAGCAAUGAGGUAAAAGAAAUAGUGCUAAACAAAACUAAGAUAAAAAGUACUAAAUUAUAAUUAAUAAGUUUAAUAUUAAGUUUAAUAUUAAUUUGC
Molecule: messenger RNA, 5648 nt
Organism: Monomorium pharaonis (pharaoh ant)
Lineage: Eukaryota; Metazoa; Arthropoda; Insecta; Hymenoptera; Formicidae
Exons: 3
Coding region: 1457-3373 (638 amino acids)
Source: RefSeq, a predicted model, not a curated record